CAAAAAAAAAAAGUCCAAAUAAAACCAAACAGAAAGUUCCCAAAAAUACGCUAGCUUUUGUGUUGCGUGGCUUCAAACUCGUGAUUCGCAGUUACUCACUCAUUCGUACUUCAACAAUUCACUUCUCGACAACCUUGACCCUAACGAAACUGUACUUCGUACCCUGAUUUGGAAAUAGCGAAAUGAAAUUCGGAUACACAUUCAAAGAGUACCUGCAGGUGGAGCGGGAGUGGCUAUUGGAUGAGAAUUGUGCACAUAUUGAAUAUAACAGGUUGAAAAAUGUUUUGAAAAGUUGUCAAAAUUGCAAAGACAAUAAUAAUACUUCUUCUCAUGAUAAAGACCAGUUAUGUCAAUGUCAAUCUUGCCCAGUAUGCGACCAGAAGUUCUUCUCCGAGUUGAUGAAAGAAGCAUCAGAUAUUGCAGGAUACUUUAGUUCAAAAGUUCAACAUCUCCUUCAUCUUCACAUUGCAAAAGGACUACAGAGAUAUGUAUUGCGCAUGCGCCAGUGUUUUAAAAAUGACAGGGAAGCCCUUGCCCAAGAAGGGAGAAUUCUAAUCGAGUACAUUACCAUGAAUGCAAUUGCGAUGAGGAAAAUACUUAAGAAAUAUGAUAAAGUACACAGUUCUGUGAAUGGGGAGAAUUUCAAAUCUAAGAUGCAGUCUGAGCAUAUUGAACUUUUACACUCACCUUGGCUGGUUGAAUUGGGUGCUUUUUACCUGAAUUCAAGUGGACAAGAUGGUUGCGAGCUUGAUGGAGUCCGUGGUCACUUUUCAUGUGAUUUAAAUGUAACGGAUGCUGUAAUGACAUUGAUUCUUCCAGAUUCUAUUAAACUUGAGUAUGAUCUAAAUUGUGCAAUUUGCCUGGAUUUUGUUUUCAAUCCAUAUGCAUUGAGUUGUGGCCACUUCUUCUGCAAAUCAUGUGCUUGCUCAGCUGCAUCUGUGAUGACUUUCCAGGGCCUUAAAGCUGCAAGUCCAGAGUCAAAGUGUCCUAUAUGCAGAGAGGGUGGAGUUUAUUCCAAGGCAGUCCGAAUGUUAGAACUCGAUCUGCUUAUGAAAAGAAGGUGCAAAGAUUACUGGAAAGAAAGGCUAGCUAGGGAAAGAGUUGAUCAAUUGAAGCAGUCAAGGGAAUUUUGGAAUAUGCAAUCCACAUAUACAGUGGGAUUGCUGUAGGUUUUGUUGUUAUGAUUUGUCGGUUGAAACAUUUUUGUAGGAGUGUAGCAGAUAGAAAAUGGUUUUUGAUCAAUGAGAGAAACGGAAAUAAAAACGGGAACUUAGGGAAGUUAGUGGCACCCUCAACGGUCACUCUUUGAGGUAGAGUUCGAUUCGAUUGUUCUAUAGACAGUCAAUUUUUUUUAAAUUUUUUUUCUCUCUCUCUCGGAUGUUAUUGAAUAAUUGUUAUUCUUUUCAUAUUUAUUUAAACUUCUAAACUUUUAUUUGAACAA
Messenger RNA from Medicago truncatula (barrel medic), 1441 nucleotides. Its product is annotated as probable E3 ubiquitin-protein ligase BAH1-like. The record is from RefSeq and is a predicted model, not a curated record. The transcript is spliced from 7 exons. Bases 183 to 1169 code for a protein of 328 amino acids. Lineage: Eukaryota; Viridiplantae; Streptophyta; Magnoliopsida; Fabales; Fabaceae.